Suillus plorans is the source of this 219-nucleotide messenger RNA. RefSeq lists its product as uncharacterized. The record is from RefSeq and is a predicted model, not a curated record. The transcript has a single exon. Lineage: Eukaryota; Fungi; Basidiomycota; Agaricomycetes; Boletales; Suillaceae. The annotation marks the transcript as partial.
UUUAUAUCCGUGAGGAGACUCCCACACGGCGGGGUACUUUAUGAACUCAACUUGAAAACCUCAGCAGAAUGGUUCAACAUCAUGGCCAACAAGAGUAAUUUCCUAGAAUUCUACAGAACUAAUGUUAUAAUCAAAGACAGGUCAUACCACAUCUUAAUGGAAAAUGCCCCAGUCUCCUUUGUUCCGGACAACCCUGCAGCCAUAGCAAAUAUAGAGAAA